Mizuhopecten yessoensis (Yesso scallop) is the source of this 5497-nucleotide messenger RNA. Its product is annotated as arylsulfatase B-like. The record is from RefSeq and is a predicted model, not a curated record. The transcript is spliced from 10 exons. Bases 6 to 1709 code for a protein of 567 amino acids. Lineage: Eukaryota; Metazoa; Mollusca; Bivalvia; Pectinida; Pectinidae.
UUGAAAUGAAACUACGUUUUGCUAUCAGAUUUCCUGGAGUUAACCCUUUCCCUUCCAUGUCAAUAUUGCAUCGGAGGAGAGCAUGCUUACUGAUCUUCCUGAUCACCCUAGGCCUGACCUUUGUGGAAGCCAAAUCACCAAGGCCACACAUAGUUAUGAUUGUAGCAGAUGAUCUGGGAUGGAAUGACAUCAGUUUUCAUGGUUCCAAUCAGAUCCCCACCCCUCACAUAGACAGCUUGGCAUACAGUGGAAUCAUACUGAACAACUACUACGUCUCACCGAUAUGUACCCCUACAAGAGGGGCACUCAUGUCUGGCUAUCACCCAAUCCAUACAGGACUACAAGAAAGUGUCAUUGUUGGUGCCCAACCCUAUGGCCUUCCCCUCAACUUUACGAUUAUGCCUCAGUGGCUAGGGAAACUAGGCUACCGCUCACACAUGGUGGGAAAGUGGCAUCUUGGUUUUUUCAAGAGUGAAUACACACCGACACGUCGUGGAUUCGAGUCUUACUUAGGGUAUUACCAAGGGUGUGGUGAUUAUUAUGACCACACCUAUGAGGCUAAUGAGGCUUUCUUUGGCUAUGACUUUAGAUGUAAUGCAAGCCUCGACUACUCAGCAUUAGGUCAGUACUCCACCACCCUGUUUACUAACCGUGCAGUGGACAUCAUCAACCAGCAUAAUGCUGAGGAGCCUCUAUUCCUAUAUUUGCCGUACCAAGCUGUCCACAGUGGUAAUUUGCCGAGUGGCAAUCCUCUACAAGCUCCGUCAUCCUACAUCAACAGACACCCCCACAUACAUAACAAACAGCGUAAAGACUUUGCUGGCAUGGUGGCAGCACUAGAUGAUGGUGUUGGCGCUGUAGUGGAUGCAUUGAAAAAGAAAGGUCUGUAUGAAAACUCCAUCUUGAUGUUCACAACAGAUAAUGGUGGACCUGCCAAUGGCUUUGAUGGCAACGCAGCAAGUAACUUCCCUCUACGAGGAGUAAAGGCCACCCUUUGGGAGGGAGGUGUUAGGGGUGUAGGAUUUGUCCACAGCCCGAUACUUCAGAAGUCAGGAUAUGUAUCUGAACAGCUGUUACAUGUUUGUGAUUGGCUGCCGACGUUUUAUUCGGCUGCUGGAGGCAACCCAAGUGAUCUUGGUGGAACUGACGGAUUUGACAUGUGGAACAUGCUAUCCUCAAAUGGUAAACCAGUCAGGAAAGAGUUAUUACACAAUAUUUCUCCAGGGAGAAGAAGUGGGGCCAUUCGUGUAGGUGAGUACAAGCUGUUGGUUGGAGGGGUGAACAUGAAUUGGGACGGCUGGUAUCCACCGUACCAGGUGACGGAGGACAGCUCCAGACUCUACUACGACAACCCUGCUGCAAAAAAUGCCCUUUUUAAGGAGUUGACAGAAACUUCUGACAGAAGACUCACAGCAGUGAGGAAACAAAUGAACGUGACCUUUGGCUCAGCUGUUAAGGUCAACUGUGGUCCGAAGCCAGCUAAUGCUAGCACGAACUGUGACCCCCGCCAAAGUGCCUGUCUUUACCAUAUUCCAUCUGAUCCAUGCGAGUAUAACAAUAUCGCUGCUACAAACCAAGGUGUUGUCAGUACACUAACUGACAGGCUCGAUCACUAUCUCUCCACCAUGGUCCCCCCUGCAAACAAACCAGAGGACCCCAAAGGCAACCCAAUAUUAAAUAAUGGUGCUUGGGUCUCCUGGUUGGAUUAAAUUAUAUUUAUUAUCUAAAAUGCAAUGAAGUAGGUGUUUUGGAUACUGUCACAAAAAAAACUUUAUUUAUUUGAUUUUAUGAAAUGAUAGGAGUACACUCCUUGUACAAAACAAAACCACUGGAUUAUUGAUAUAAAACAAUAGCUCAGCUGAUUACAUUUAUCCUGGAAAUUUGCAAUUCAAAUCUUUUGCUGAUCCUUUUUGCUCUGUUCAACAGUGCAAAUAAUUAAUUGCUUGCCGAUAGGUCUAUGGGAAAUUAUCUGCAUACUAAAAAAUCAAUCCCCACCCUCCCCCAACCCCAAUAAAAAUUGAAUUAAUCAUUAAAGAGAAUAAGUUGACAAAAGCGUCGCUUGAAACCACCAAUGUCAAUACAUUAUCAAAUUAAACACAAGUCCUCAUUUAUUUUCAGCAGUAUUUUACUAUUUGAUAGUUAUGUAAAAUAUUAUGGUAAUUAUCCAGUAUUAAGGAAGUUCUGAACCCUACAUAGAUACAUAAUGUACCACCCAGGUAUGUACAUAAAAUUCCAAUAGCCUGACGCCAGCGCUAGUUGGUUUUAUGUUAUGACGCAAGAAAUUAAUUAAUAUUUACUAAAAAUUAUUAAUAUUUACUAUAAAAAAGAGGUUCAUCUGGUAGAGGUUUUUCUUUUGAAAAUCUGCCUGAAAGCGAAUACUCUGAAAAUUAAUUACUUGUAUGGGUUGAUUUGGCAAACCCGGACACCCCUUUAGCUGUGUAGAUCCAUCCUAUAUCCACACAGAAAAACUGCAUUGCUAUUUUAAACUUGCAACCAAUCAAGAGUUGAUAUGUACCAAUGUUACAUGAGUUAAAAUGCUUAAUAUAAAGUAUUGCUCAUAUAAUAUUAUCACUAGUACAUCAUUGGGCUAUUAUAUGUUGGGACCAAAAAAUGCAUAAUAAUGAAGCUUAAUAAUUGAAUUCAUAUCCUUUUUCUUUGUACUGAUAGUGUGCAGCUUCCUUCCCAGAAAUAACACAAUUUGUAACUAUAUUAAAAGUGGUUAACAGUGAUUAGUGAUGACCUGAUAGCUUGUUUUGUUCACUGUGCUUCAGAACAUUAUCUAUGGUGGAGAGGUUUUAUGUGCCUUAUAAAGGUAAACAAGUGAAUGAACACUUGCUGUAAGUUAUUCCCACAAUCAUAAUGACACAUUCCAUAGAAUUAUAUUUGAUGACAUACCUUACAAUAUGCUGUCAAUGUAACGUUGAUAAGAUAUCUAUUUUAUGAUGUAACGGAAAAUGUAGCAAAUACUGCAAGUACAGAAAGACGUAACUGGCUCUCUCGAUAUUUUCAAAAGUUACAAAUAUAUUUACUUGUUUGUAUUUUAAUACUUAAUCACAAAAAUAACAUAAAUUAAAGCAAAUUGAUAAAGUAUAAGAUGACUAUGAGGUUUUAUAUAGAAUGUGGGUACUGUAGCUUGUAUAUCUGUGGGGUAAAACAUACUUGGUUAUGGGUGUUAGUAUAAAAUACAAAGUAUAUAGGGAGUAAUGUGUAAAACAAUGUUUCUCUGGUGUCUUAUUUUAAUGAUUGUGUACAUCUUUUAUUUUGAUAGAUAAUAUUAUGAAUCUUAAACUCAUCUCUGCAGUCUUGAAUUACUGUCUAUUCAAAUCGUUUUGACAUGUGUAAAAGAAUGAAACCGCAACUAAGAUAACUUAAAAUGAAAAUAUUUUAUAAAUUAUAUACCAUAGUCAUUGUCUUAUAAGCAUGUAUCAUAUUUGACUGCUUUAAAUGUGUGAUACUAAAAGUGCAAUAUGCAAAGGAAACAUAUCUCAGAUAAUAUGUUACCAAUGUGCUACUUUUUUAUUAGCUUGUAUUCUUUUCAUUCAUAGUGUACUAUUACAUGUUUUUGCAAGAAAGGUAUCUGGGACUCUUCAGAAACUUUCUGUUUUAUAUUGUCUCUCUUAGAAUUUAUUAAUUGUAUACAUUUUUGAAGACUUUUUUUUUUUUCUGUGUGCCAUUUAGACUUUGAAUCUCCAAUAGAUAACUGACAGAAGAAUCUAGCGUUGAGAUGCAAUGUCGGUAUAAUACAUUAAAAUCAAUAUAUAAAUUUAGACAUUAAUGCUGUAUAAAUAUAUAGACUAUACAUCAAUGAUAUAUUUUCUUAUCAAUCUGCCUAUUGAAAAUCUGUUAAAAUUAAAAAAAACUUUUCCCCGGAAGAGUGGGCUACCUCUGUUUUAAUUUUGAUCGUUUUACAAACAGCUCAAUAGUUCCAUUGAAUAAAAAAUAUAUCAUCUGCACACAAAAACAACCUGAACAAAAUUUUGAUUAAAGAAACAAAUGUGAAAAGACAAAGAAAACGAGACCAGUAUACAGCACGCACGGCAAAACUAUCAUGAAUCCUCGCAAAAAUACUUAAGCUUACGUGAUACUAUGCUUUUUUUAACUGAUGAUCACAAUUAAUAUAUUGCGCACCGGUAACAAGUAAGUUCUUGCUUUUUAUAACAUUUUUAACUUCGACAUUAUAAAAAGUUCAUCAUUCCUUUUAAAUGUUCACACAAUAGGUGUAGGUUUCUUCCGUUAAUGAACUAUAGAUUCCAAGGGGGAUUUCUUGGCAUUAAGAUGUAGCCAUUCUAGUCAGCAUCUGAGGAAAUAGUCUUAAAGACUCGUAGGAUUUUCUGUAAGUUAUUCCCACAAUCAUAAUGACACAUUCCAUAGAAUUAUAUUUGGUAUACCUUACAAUAUGCUGUGAAUGUUACGUUGAUAAGAUAUCUGUUUUAUGAUGUAACGGAAAAUGUAGCAAAUACUGCAAGUACAGAAAGACGUUACUGCACUAACUGGCUCUCUUGAUAUUUUCAGAAGUUACAAAUAUAUUUACUAAUGGUUUGUAUUUUAAUACUUACCCAAUAAUAUUAAAGCAAGUGGAUAAAGCAUAAGAUGACUAUGAGGUUUUAUAAAGAAUGUGGGUACUGUAGCUUGUAUAUAUGUGGGGUAAAACAUACUUGGUUAUGGGUGUUAGUAUAAAAUACAAAGUAAAAGGGAGUAAUGUGUAAAACAAUGUUUCUCUGGUGUCUUUUAUUUUAAGGAUUUUGUACAUCUUUUAUUUUGAUAGAUAAUAUUAUGAAAAUUUAACUUCUAUCUGCAGUCUUGAAUUACUGUCUAUUCAAAUCGUUUUGACAUGUGUAAAAGAAUGAAACCACAACUAAGAUAUCUUAAAAUGAAAAUGAAAAUAUUUUAUAUAAAGAUAAAUUAUAAACCAUAGUCAUUGUCUUAUAAGUAUGUACAUUGUAUACUCAUCAUUUACAACCUUGACACAUGGUUGUAGCAGUGGGCCAUGUCAGUGUCAUAAAACGACAUGAAACUAGACAAACCUCAAAUAUUGAUUGUUUUUCCCUUUGUUUAUUAUCAUAUUUGACUGCUUUAAAUGUGUGUUACUAAAAGUGCAAUAUGCAAAGGAAACAUAUCUCAGAUCAUUUGUUACCAAUGUGCUACUUUUUUAUUUACUUAUAUUCAUAAUGUACUACUUACAUGUUUUUGCAAGAAAGGUACGUAUCUGGACUCUUCAGAAACUUUCUGUUUAAUGUUGUCUCUCUUAGAAUUUAUUAAUUGUAUACAUUGUUGAAGAUUAAUUUUUUCUGUGUGCAAUUUAGACUUUGAAUCUCCAAUAGAUAACUGACAGAAGAGUCUAGCGUAGAGAUGCAAUGUCGGUAUAAUACAUUAAAAUCAAUAUAUAAAUUUAGACAUUCAAGCUAUAUAAAUAUAUAGACUAUACAUCAAUUAUAUGUUUUCUUAUCAAUCUGCCGAUUGAAAAUCUGUUAAAAUAAAAAAAACUUUUUUUCCAGAA